Molecule: messenger RNA, 11464 nt
Organism: Anolis carolinensis (green anole)
Lineage: Eukaryota; Metazoa; Chordata; Lepidosauria; Squamata; Anolidae
Product: phosphatidylinositol-binding clathrin assembly protein
Exons: 20
Coding region: 144-2120 (658 amino acids)
Biological process (GO): synaptic vesicle budding from presynaptic endocytic zone membrane; clathrin coat assembly; clathrin-dependent endocytosis
Cellular component (GO): clathrin-coated vesicle; extrinsic component of presynaptic endocytic zone membrane; synaptic vesicle
Molecular function (GO): phosphatidylinositol-4,5-bisphosphate binding; 1-phosphatidylinositol binding; clathrin heavy chain binding
Source: RefSeq, a predicted model, not a curated record
AGCCGCCUUUCCGCCGCCGGGGCUGGGCUGGGCUUCGCCUCGGCGGGGCGGUGACUGAGGCUGCUCCUCCUCCUGCUGCUGCUGCUGCUCCUCCGGCGCCCUCUGAGGGGAUUCCUCUCCUUUCCUCCCUCUUCGCGGCCGACAUGUCGGGGCAGUCCAUCACCGACCGGAUCACGGCGGCGCAGCACAGCGUCACCGGCUCGGCCCUGGCCAAGGCCGUCUGCAAGGCCACCACCCACGAAGUCAUGGGGCCCAAGAAGAAGCACCUCGACUAUCUAAUCCAGUGCACAAAUGAGAUGAAUGUGAAUAUUCCACAGCUGGCAGAUACGCUUUUUGAGCGAACGGCAAACAGUAGCUGGGUAGUAGUGUUCAAAGCUCUAAUUACAACACACGACCUCAUGAUGUACGGAAAUGAGCGCUUCAUCCAGUACCUGGCAUCUCGAAAUACAUUGUUUAAUCUCAACAACUAUCUGGAUAAAAGUGCAAUGCAGGGCUACGAUAUGUCUACCUUCAUCAGACGAUAUAGCAGAUACUUGAAUGAAAAAGCACUUUCUUAUAGGCUUGUAGCAGUUGAUUUCACCAAAAUGAAAAGAGGGAUUGAUGGUGUGAUGAGAACAAUGAAUACCGAAAAGCUUCUGAAGACCCUUCCAAUUAUUCAGAAUCAGCUCGAUGCACUGCUUGAUUUUGACGCCAACCCUAAUGAACUAACGAAUGGUGUGAUCAAUGCUGCCUUCAUGCUGCUUUUCAAAGAUUCAAUUCGGCUUUUUGCUGCCUAUAAUGAGGGGAUUAUUAACCUGUUGGAAAAAUAUUUUGAUAUGAAGAAGAAUCAGUGUAAAGACGGUCUGGAUAUUUACAAAAAAUUCCUUGCCAGAAUGACCAAAUUGUCAGAAUUCCUCAAAGUGGCCGAGCAAGUUGGAAUUGAUCAGGGUGACAUUCCAGAUCUUACGCAGGCUCCCAGCAGUCUGCUUGAAGCACUGGAGCAGCACCUAGCUUCUCUGGAAGGGAAGAAGACAAAGGAGCUUUCGGCUGCCAGCAGAGCCAGUACUCUGUCCAGUGCCGUCUCCACACUUGCCAACACAGGAAUGUCCUUCAGUAAAAUGGAUGAAAGAGAGAAGCAACAGGCGCUGGAGGAGGAGCAGGCGAGGCUGCAAGCGCUGAAGGAACAGCGGCUGAGGGAGAUUUCUGUGGUGUCCAAUUCCACAUCUACGUCUGCCUCUCCAAGCACUUUAUCAGGGAAGAGUGUGAAUACCAAUUCGGCGGUGGACCUUUUUGCAACGCCCGCACCGACCACCAAUAGCAUGCCCAACCUUUCUACCGAUCUCUUUGACCUUCAGCCUGCGUUUGUCCCAACGGUACAGAGCACUCCCGCCAUAGCGACAUCCGCAAGCAGUGCCUGGGGAGGACCUUUUUCGUCUACAAACGGAUGUGUUGGGUCUCCCCCUCACCUAGACCUCUUCGAUAUGAAGCCGGUCGAAGAAGCCGUCAAAAGUAGCACACCUUUUGGAACGUCUGCCUUCCCCUCGAAACAAACAGUUGAACUGUUUAGUGGCUAUCCUGUUCCUGCAGCAUUACAGAAAACCGCCGGUUCAACCAUCAAUGUGGAUUUUGAUGCUGUGUUUGGUGGCAAGUCAGCAGUGCCUGAGUUUAGAACUGCAACAGAGGAUGUAUUGCAGCCAGUAGUACCAGUACAAAACCAGAGAGGAGCUUUAAUCAACCAGCAAAGUGGGAAGAUUUUGGCCAACGAUCUUGACUCUUCACUUGCUAAUCUUGUAGGAAAUCUUGGCUUUGGUGGAACACCAUCCAAAAAGUCUGAUAUGCAGUGGAGUCAGCCUACAGAGAAGAAGCUAACUGGGGGAACCAACUGGCAGGCCAAAACAAGCACCGCAACAACAUGGAACACGGUCCCUAUGCCUCCUGCGCCACAGAUGGUAACGUCUUCAGUACCUGCUCCAGUAACCUACCCAGUGAAUACACCUCAAGUGCCUCUGUAUGGAAUGGUACCUACACAGAUCGGAGCAACACCUAUUAUGGCACCCCAGUCUAUGAUUUAUACUCAAACAGGUCUAAGGCCAACAAAUCCUUUUGCACCUAUUUCUGGAACACAGAUACAGUUUAUGUAGACCUGCCAAAGCAGCGAGACACUUUGACAACCAAAUAUUGGUAGAAAGGAGACAGGACUUGGAAGCGGCGGUCUUCACCAGGGUGCAUUACCUGCCCCCCCUCCGUACAAUAUACAUUACUUUGAAUUGCUGUGCUUUAGAGAUUCUUAAUUACAACAGUCAACUAUGGUAUGAAAUCAUGUUUGGUUUUGAAUAGUGUGGAACGCUGAAAUGCGUCAGCUUAGUGUGCAAAGAAAACCCCAACUUUUCCCUCAAGAGCCAACUUGAGAGUUCCUUGCGGCAUUUCCAUCCACCCGCUGGGCUACGGUGAGCCAGCGGAGGGUGCGUAGUAUGUCUAUUUAUUUCCCCCCCCCCCCCCCCGACGUCUGUGGCUGAUAGAAUCGUGAAGUCGAGCAAUAAACCUUGCAGAUACUCUCUCUUGGUAAGGGAGUACCUGAUUAAAUACGAAUUUCGCCCUUCAUCAUGAACGCCAGUAUCGUGUGACUGCUUUUUCUCAUGUUAGACGAGCUUCUUCUAAUUCGCAAUUUUUGUACUGUGAGUUUAAAAAUGCUGUGAAUCGAUUUUUAACUCAAAUGUAGACCAUUCAUUUUUUUGGGGGGGGGGGGGGGACGACCCUGAAUCAGCUGGCAUGACAGCAAGAGGGUCUUUAUUUGCUGAAAGUGCGCUUUGCAGUCUGAGAGAAGUACAAUAAUAUUUGUAGUACGUUAAUUUGUAUGGGAUGAAGUGUCCAGCAUGAGUGGCCAUAGCUGUGCUUCCUUUAUGUACCAACAGCAGCAUCAAGUUAAGAGUUGCCUUUCGUAUCCCAGAAAGUAACGUCUGUAGGCAGCCUGGGAAGUAAAAGAAUCUUGGAAGUUUUUUUUUUUUAGUUUUUUUAGUUUUUGUUUUUAAAGAAGACCCUUUUCUUUGGCCCUUUAUUGGAGAAGGAGGUUGGACAGCAUUUUCUUAGGGGCUCAUUAGUUACAUGCUGCACUUUAAGAACUGGAAAUUUGUAUUCCUGGAAAACCCUUCUGUCCUUUGUUUCAUAAUCCUCAUUGUGCGGAUGAGGAACACACAAAAAAGAGUGAAAACGUAAAAGAACUUUUACAUCGGGGUGGUGGGGGGAUUGUACAUAUUUGUAUACCUUUAAGUACAAAAUUUCUCCAGCGCUACAAAACCCUUCUCUUCCUCCCUACAUACAUACAAGAUGCAAAUGUUGUACCACUUUUACGAAAUUGAGCUCACGUUUCUUUUGUAUUGAAACGUUCAGACUAUUAUCCUUGAAAGAUAAUGUGGAAUAUUAUUAUUAUUAUUAUUAUUAAUAUUAUUAUUGCAGUGUAGGAAAGCGUUAAGAUGUGUGACAAUAAAGCCUGACAGUCCAUGAUUUUCAAAAUACCCACAAAUGGCAAGAAAUUAACAUUGGAAAGGUUCCUGCAUUGUUUGACAGGAGGCAUUUGGGGCACAUUUAGGAGGAGAGGUUACAAGACGACUUUUAAAAGUAAUUUUUUAAAAACUAAAGAACAGUCAUACAAAGAUGAAAAUCCCCUUCUGAUCACUGUGGAGAUUGUUUUCUCCUUUCAAAUCCACCCACAGUAGCAAUAACAGCCAAAAAUGUGAUCUCUUAAUGCCAACACGAUGAUUUCUUUCAUAAAGCUUUGCCCUUGCCAUGAAAAUAGCUUGAAAUGCAGCACUUGAGCUCAUUCUUCAAAGUGUUUGCCAAGUUGUGGCCCUUGUUUUGUUUCACUUUUUUUUAAAAAAAAAAAAGGUUUGCAUCAACAAAUCCUUUUUGUGGAUCAGGCUCUGUGUCGGAUUCUCGAAGCCCGGUCUUUUUCUCUGUAAGUGUCUUUUGUGUUUGUUAAUAUUGUGCCAAGAAUGUAAAGAGAAAAAAAUAUGCUUGCUUCAAAAAGGAUAUACUUGUUCUGUCAAACUAAACAUGAUUUUUUUAAAAAAGAAAAUCAUUUUUUACAUAUGUGUUUGCAAUUUGUAACCACUAACUUUGUAUGGACUAAAUGUUGCAAGUGGGGAAAAAUGUUUUAGACCAAAUCUUGGAACACGUCCUGGCCAAAAGGCAUAAACUGGAUGCAUGUAAUUAAACGUGGAAAGUGACUGUUUCAAGGGCCUUUGCCUUUAAUGUUUGUUCAAAACCCCAUAUUUAUUGUGGUCCUGGGGUGGCUUCCCUGUGCGACCUUUCCUUUUUUUCUAAAGCGAGUUAAUGCAACCAAUCCUCAUUUAGGAUUGUAUCAUCUUGCUUCCAACCGAUUUCUGGUCUUUUAGUCCAAUUUAGACCAGUACAUAUGUUUUAAAUCACAUGGAUUUUAUAAAUAGAAUUAACUUGAGUUUAUGGCCAUGUAAAGUUUGAGAUUGUAAAAUAAGCAGGACACUUCUUAACCCCACCUUUCCCUGAUUAUUUUCUAAUCAUUCAGUUUAAUUGUAUUUAAUUUAUUACAUUCCCUCACAGCAGGGAAUUUCAUGCAAGACCCGUCUCCUCAGAGAGCAGGCAACUUGGACUCUCUAGCAGAAAGUAUGUUUUUUAUAUGUUUUAUGUGUUUUAUUCAGUAUUAUACACUAAUUAGUGUUGAUUUUAAUGGAAUUAUGGUUCAUAAUAAUCCUUUUGUGAUACAAACAUGAUGUAUAAAUCCUCAAUAUUUAGACAUUCUCCUUUCCAUUUCAUUGCAGUAUUGUCCAUAAAGGUCCCGCAUAUUUUUUCCAGUACCCCAUUUUUUAAUAUAGUGAAAGUUUAUGCACUGCAUUAAACAAGCAGAACAUUCUGAAAUAUCCGAAUUGUCCCACACUUGGAAGUUUUUAAAGCAGUAAUACUCACCUAACUGGCAAUAUCGCCUUUUUGCUUCUACUUGAAGUGUGCAACAUAUUCUAUGCAUCUCCUCCAGUAGUUUGCAUUGAGAAAUAAAUUAGCAUGGUGAUGUUUCCCCAAAGUGGUGUCCAUGGGCUGGAAGGAAAAAAUAAUAAUUUUAAUCAGUGAACAACAAAGAUGGAUCAGGUCCUUGGCACACUGAGGAGGGGGAAAUGUCUGCUGGUCCCUCUCAAUGGAUAGCUUAAGAAGCAUACAGUAUACUUUACAUAUAGCAUUUGCUGUAACCAGAAACAUUUUAAUUUGGAUCAGAAGCAUUUUAAGAAGCAGUUACCUGUUUUACAGGUGGGAUUUCUUCCAGUGUCUAAACAUUCUGGUAUUUUCCUCAUUUCAUCAAACAAAGCCCUUUCUACUCAACUAAGCAAUUCUAGGUUUGUUCACUGGAGCAAUUGCAUUCAAAACAUUUGUUGGUGUCAGCUGUAAAUAUUGGUAUUAAAACUGCAGGUAGUGUUUAAUCGGUUGUUCCCUUAAUGAUAUUAACUUGAUUGUGGUCAUUUGUCAGAUUUCUAAUGGAGUUGAAGGGGUCUCAGUUUCCUGGCUGGCCAGUGAAUCCUGGGAUGUUGCCUUUGUUUUUUGUCUAGGCUGUCAGAAUAGAAUAUACAGCCCAAAGAAGUCAGCAGCAUUCAGCCAUCGCUAGCGAUUCUUGCAGUAGCUAUCUUCCCUUAAGACGUCAUUUUUUCCCUAGCAGAUAGGUGGUUGUCACUGUGUUAAAUUAUUUGGAAGUGCUUUUGUCGCCAAGCCUAAAAUUACCCCAGAAAUGAUCAACGUACAGAAAGCUGUACUGUUUCCCACUUCCAGUUGGCUAAAGUUUGUUUACAGUAAUGCAAGUGGUGUCAUAAUAGAACCGUCUGGAGAGAUUGUGUUGUAUUUAGUGGUAAUAAAACAUUACCCAUCAUAUAUACUCUACAGUAGCCCCCACCCAAGUUGAUAUAUAUUAUUUUAGUGGAUUAAGGGGAACUAUAAAAAUAAUAUCCCAGUGAAACCUAGGACAUGUUGUCCAGUGGUUGAUGGUGCAUUCCUACACACAUUCUUUCUGGGAUUUACUUCUGUACUGCUUAAGUGAGCUUGUUCAUGAGAUAGUGCCCAAACUAAUUCUCCUUUCUGGAAGCUAAGUAGCGUUUUAACAACUUCUUCGUGAAUAUGUUGAGAGCAUGAUUUAGUAACAUGUCAGAUUAACACUUUCAUUGCAACUGUGCCCUGAUAUAUUUAACAGGGGAGUAGUAUUGUAGUGUUCCUCUCACAAGGUUGUCCUUAAGUGAGGGCUGGGAUCUUUAAAUUUGGCACGAAAACACCACUGCACUAGUGAUACCAUACAGAUUGGUUUAGACCUCCUCUGUUAAAGAGUGAAAUAAUAUACCUCUCUACUUUAUCAUGUCAGAAGCUAUUUGAGGCAAGUUGCUUUUUGUGUGAAAGAAUCGCCCAUCUUCAAAGACGUUACCCAGGGGAUGCCUAGUUGUGUUACCAUCCUGCGGGGGGCUUCUCUCAUGUCCCUGCCUGGGAAGCUAGGGCUGACAGACAGGAGCUCACCCAUCCCAUGGAUUCGAAUCGCCAACCCUCAAGUCAGCAUUUCUGCCGACACAAGAGUUUAACCCAUUUCACCACUGCAGCUCUACUGAGGUUCCUUCUACACUGCCAUAUAAAAUCCAGAUUAUCUGCUUGGAAUAAUAUAGAUUAUAUGACAGUGUAGAAGGGGCAUGAGAAGCCUGGUUUGUUGAGUUUGUUGAAUGUCCCCUGAUCUCAGGCAAGGAUUGCCACCUGAAAGAGAAGUUUGCAUGUUCUAGAAUUGAGAUGGGUUGCUCUUGUUUGCAGUCCACUGCAGUUGGGCUGGUGGUAAAGGGUUGCCAUUUUGAGACAUUCAGUGCCCAUGGUCAUGUAGAGUAAUAUCCAUGAGUGAGCUCCACCAGCUCUUUUCCCAUGGUAUCCAGUUGCCUCCUAUCACUGCCAUGUCUAUAGUGAGAACUAGGGAAAGCUCUGGUGUGUUGAAUCCUUUUUUUUAGAAGAGGAAAUUUUAGAGAAACUUGCUUAUCCCACAGCAGGAUAACAAGCAACCCCAGCUGAAAUUCUCUCUUCUACACAACCAUUAAAGGUACAGAAACCCUUCCUACUUUUACUUUGGUAAUCCAAGCCAUAUCUGUUUUGACACUAUAAAUGAAACGAUUGUUGCUAAAAUCAGAUACUGCUUCCAAUACAGUUCAUAAACAAUGUGUCGUUAAAUAAGAAUGUCCACCAUUUCCUUGCCCUAAGAAGAAAAACAUUGCGAUGUGAAUACAUGUAACAUCAUACAGUACUUGAAAAUGUCUCUUCUAAAGCUGGCUUUCCUUUUUUCUACAUAUACAUUCAUUUUUUUAAAAAGAAAAAUGUAUAAAGAGUUCUCUGCAUAUAGUAAGGAUGUGUAGAGUUUUUUAAAGCAAAUAUACUUUCCUCAACUUUAAAAUUAAAUACAUAUCUGUGGGGUUUUUUUAUUUCUUUGUUUGUUUCUUCGAUUUGUUUUAGGGAAAGUUAGGUUUCAAAUUUAGAGCAGAAUGCACUGUGGAUCAGUGCUUUUAUUUGUACAUAAAAGGGAAACGUUUCUUAAAUGGCUUGCAUUUUUGAGGAUAACAUUGAACUGCAUUAUGUAUCAGUUACUUAUUUCCACUCUAAAGAUGAUAUUGCUAAGUGAUAGAAACUGUACAUGCUCUUGCUACAGUUAGAAACUAGGAAUAGAAAUACAGUACUGCUCCGGACUCUGAAGAUGUAAUUUGACUUUUUUGAUCAUAAUGUGCUGCUUAAAAAUGUAUAGUGUAAUUCAUUUUUGUCCAUAGCUGUCUGUUAAAGCCUUUGUUUUCAAAUAUUCUAAUGGCCAAGACAGUCUAUCUUCUCUCCCCAUGUCACCAUUUAAUUUACAUUUCUAUAGUAAUUUGUACCAACUAGUUGGCUGGGUUUUUCCAGAGCACUGAAUGAUGAAACAAAGGUGCUAAACCCAUCUUUUGAGCUUAACACGUUCUUCUAAUUAUUUGGCCCACAUCCCCUUUUUCAUUUAUUUAUAUGUCUUAAAACACAGUCGGUUUGUGCCUUCCCAGAGGGAAGGUUUCCUCUUUACAGGGUGAGUCUAUUACAUCCUUGUAUACCUCUUUUCAGAGCUGUGCUGUUUUGAAAACCUUUGUAUUUGAAAUAUCUAUUUAAAAUAGGAUUUGAAUUGUGUCUUGUAUCGGAAAUAGAAGAAUAUGAUCCCCUGCCCUCCUUAUGCCGUUUGGUAAGAAAUGCCAGAAAGAGCUAGUGGCAGGUCUAGACAACCUACAAUCCUCUGUAGAUGAGAGAUUUAAUUUGGUUUUGGUGCAGAUUUGAACUCCUACGUCAGUGGUUCUCAACCUGUGGGUCCCCAGGGGUUUUGGCCUACAACUCCCAGAAAUCCCAGCCAGUUUACCAGUUGUUAAGAAUUCUGGGAGUUGAAGGCCAAAACAUCUGGGGACCCACAGGUUGAGAACCACUGUCCUACAUCUUCAUUUAAACAGUGUAAUUGGUGGGAUCCAAACUAAAUUAGCUGGACUUUGUUGUCAUUAAAAUGGGGACAUGUUUGCCAAGGCUUUACCUAUAUGGAUCUAACUUGGUCUGUUGGGUUUGGCCUUCUUCAUGUCCUGGAUGUGCCAUUCUUAUCUCUCCUUCCCUUAACCACUGUCGGCAUUAUGUAGCUUAGCUGUUUUUCCAGGCAACUACACAGUGAGAACAGAGUCAGGACCCACUCGAUAUCUGAAAAAUACCAUAUAUACUCAAGUCUAAUGCACCAUCAAAUCUAAUGUGUAUCUCCAUUUCCAAAACCCUUAAACAAAAAAAGUAUUUGCUGUCGAAUGUAAAAAGCGCACUCUUUGUCAUUUGGACAUUACAGUUGCUGUCUGCUUAAAAUUCUUUCUUUAAAGACAAAAGAGUUAUAGCACCAAAGCUUUCAGCAAUGGAAAGGUAAACCUUGGGGUGCAUCUAUGCUGUAGAAUGAAUCCAUUUUAACUGCCUUGGUUCCAUGCUAUGGAAUUAAGGGGGCUGUAGUUUUACAAGGUCAUAGAAUCAUAGAAUAGUAGAGUUGGAAGAGACCUCAUGGGCCAUCCAGUCCAACCCCCUGCUAAGAAGCAGGAAAUCGCAUUCAAAGCACUCCCGACAGAUGGCUAUCCAGCCUCUGUUUAAAAGCCUCCAAAGAAGGAGCCUCUACCACGGCCCGGGGGAGAGAGUUCCACUGUCGAACAGCCCUCACAGUGAGGAAAUUCUUCCUGAUGUUCAGGUGGAAUCUCCUUUCCUGUAGUUUGAAGCCAUUGUUCCGUGUCCUAGUCUGCAGGGCAGGGGAAAACAAGCUUGCUCCCUCCUCCCUAUGACUUCCCCUCACGUAUUUGUACAUGGCUAUCAUGUCUCCUCUCAGCCUUCUCUUCUGCAGGCUAAACAUGCCCAGCUCUUUAAGCCUCUCCUCAUAGGGCUUGUUCUCCAGACCCUUAAUCAUUUUAGUCGCCCUCCUCUGGACGCUUUCCAGCUUGUCAACAUCUCCCUUCAACUACGGUGCCCAAAAAGGUCUUGGGCCUUCUCUGCCAAAGGAUGCUGAUGCCUCAUCAAACUCUAAAUCUCAGGAUUGUUUAGCAUUGAGCCAUGGCCAUAAAGUUAGAGAUUUAUGUUCCUUCAAUAGGAGCUCCAAGCACUUCUGAAGCAGCUUCCCCCUUUGUUUUGGUCCAGCGCUAAGAAGACCAUAUUACACGAAUGCAAUGUGUACUCUUAUUUUGGCAAACUAAUUUAGCCAAAAAAGGUACCAAAAAGAAACAUUAGAUUUGAGUAAAUAGGGUAUAUGAUCAGAUUUCACAUGUUCUUGGCAGCAUGCAUGGAGGUAGGAUUGCAGAUGUGUUAGGAAGGAAGGGAGCUAGUUCUUCCCAAGAUGCCAAUGCCGAUACAUAUCUCUUGAACGUUCAAGACCAUUACUGGUGGAAAUUGAAAAUUCCCUCUGGGAGGAAAGAGCCGUUCUGGGUGAGUUCAUUGUCAUGACCGCAUCGAAGGAAUAAGUUACACCUCUAUUUUCGUCCCCGAUUCAUUCCUUCCUCCAUUUCACCUUCUAUUUCCUCUCCGCUGUCCUUGCAGACUUGCGCAUGAAAUUCAGCCAAGCGUUUCUCACAGUGUUCAGUGUUGUCCUGAAGGCACUGAGCUGUGAAACAAAUAGACCAGAAGUAAGUCAAUCUUAGUGCAGCGUUUGAGGAAGCUACCUCCCUGAGAUCAAUGACGUGGGUCUUCAGGUGAUGCAGAACUGUAAGUCCCAGUAGCCUUGGCCAGUAGAGCCAGUGAAGAAUGCUGGGAGUUGCAUUUCAACAACAGCUGAAGCUGCCGAGUAGCACCAAUACAACCAGGCAGCAUGUAAGUUAUCCUUGUAAUAAUGAUGUUAGCAUCGUUCACCAGAUUUUGAUGAAAGUGUGAGGAUACAGUUUUUCUUAUGUGAAAGUUUGUUGGCCAUUUUGUUAAUACCAAUUUUUUUUUUAAUCCUGUAAGCCAAAUUUUACAAAAUGUAUAUCUCCAGCUCAUUACUCCUGUGCACAGCUUGAUGGAGACUGCUCUGGAUGUCUCUUGUGAAUCCUGGGAUUUGUAAUUUGCUGAAGCUUGCAUUUAUUUGCGCGAUAUCUCUAGUGUUGUUCAGAAGAGCGGAACUAUAAUUUCCAAGAUCCCAUAGAAUGGAACUGUGACAAAGUGGUGUAGAGCUGCCAUAAACUGUAGUGUAGAUACAUAUAUUGGCUUGUAAAGAUUUUCCCCUUUGUUUUAAACAACAAUGCUAAGGUUUUAUAACAGUUUUGAUGCCAGUGACAGUUGCCACUUUACUUGAACUCCCUGCGUGAGUACUCUGUAGCCGGGUUAAAUAAUGGAUGUUUGUAUGAAAAGUCUUUCAGUUCACCACUAUCAACCAACAAUAGUGUGAUCUUUAUCAGUGCAAGGGUUACAUGAAGCGCCAAAUUAAUCAAGAACAUCACUUUUUCAACCUGGGUUUAUUUUAAAAAAUCGUAUUUAAAGCCUGUGUAACAGUUUAAUUCAACCUGAAAAUCCAAACUGUCGCAUUAAGAAGACUGAAUGGAUUGAAUGUAUUUUGAAAUAAAAUAUGUAUUCUGAAUUUUUACUAUUUUUCAUGUUUGAAAUGCUUCUCUCAAUUAAGUUUUUAAAAAGUCAUACUUGAUACAGAUCAAUGGGGUCUAAUGUGAUAUUUCACCUGCUCAAAGUGUCUUUUGCCCAGUUCUGCAUGUUCUUUUGUAGAUGGAUGUAAUUUCUCUCUGAAAAGUUGUAAAAAGUGACCAUGAUGCAUCUAGCCAAAAAAAAGUUGUUUUCAGUUCCUUUCUUUUCUCCCAACUCUUUAUUUUGCUGAAUGAAGCACAAGGUUUGCUACGUUAACAUUUUGAGAAUCUUGACCCUUCAUAACUUGGCAGGAUGUAUAGAAAUGGAAAUGACCGAGACUGUUGCAUAGAAUCCUCCGUUUUGUUAAGGAUCAGGUUUUGAAAAAUAAACUUUGGCACAAAGUUGG